This is a messenger RNA of Rhizoctonia solani, 1644 nucleotides long. RefSeq names its product Fungal specific transcription factor domain. The record is from RefSeq and is a predicted model, not a curated record. Gene Ontology annotation, biological process: positive regulation of transcription by RNA polymerase II. Gene Ontology annotation, molecular function: DNA-binding transcription factor activity, RNA polymerase II-specific; transcription cis-regulatory region binding; zinc ion binding. Lineage: Eukaryota; Fungi; Basidiomycota; Agaricomycetes; Cantharellales; Ceratobasidiaceae. Gene Ontology annotation, cellular component: nucleus. The transcript is spliced from 9 exons. The coding region runs from base 1 to 1644 and encodes 547 amino acids.
AUGGCAUAUAGAUCCCGGCCCGGGCCCAUAGGGUCAAGCUGCUUAACCUGCAAGCGAAGACACAAGAAGUGUGACCUACGCCAACCCGUUUGCAAAAGAUGUGAAGUAGGCCGGUUUAAAUGUGAGGGAUAUGAACACAACAAGAGGGGAGCGGCGCGCAAUGCCCGAUUGGAUAGCUCACGUCCAUCCGAGGGAUUCCAGGGCGAAGACUUUUCUCAGCCCACAUCCUCAAAGGGUCGGUCGAAUAGAGAAACCUCUGAGAACUCCUUGUUUGCUGGAGAGCGGUCCGAGGGCACGACGAGCUCUUCAUCUCCUGAAUCUUUUGCUUCCCCAGAAAUGAAUAAUGAAAGAGAAUAUAAAGGACCACCAGGAAAUACUAAUAGUUCUGCCCUCGUGAACAAGCGAGGAAACCAUAUUGAGGAUUACCUUCGCCUGUUGAUCUCACGCUCGACUUCCGACCCAUCCAUCAAUCCGUUAUCGAUAAUUCGCAAAAUAAUCAACCUUCAGGGCCAGCUACCCUACUCUCCCAUAGAUUCAACAAGCCCAUUCUUGAGUUAUCCGUGGUUUGUGGAUUAUGUUUUGGAACGAUCUGACAGAUAUAUGGAUGAGUGGUAUUUCAGACCUAUCAACUUUCCAAGAAAACGUACUCGGACAGACAUGGUUCUGCGCUUGCAAACUUCACCCAUUACUCGCUGGGUCUCCCUCAUUAGUAUGAGCAUCAUGGAAGCUUCCGUCGCUGGUGAUGCGUCACAACACUCGGUUCAUAGUACUUGGCUUGGGCGCGUUGAAGGCUGCUUGAGGCGUGAAUUGUCAUGCGACCUUACCCCACGCAAGACACAAGAGCGGCGCAAUGAAUGGAUCUAUGUUGCAAUGAUGAAGAGUAUGAUUGCCCAUACCUCAAAUACCUAUCAAGUGCUACGAAACAUGACACCCAUAUUCCUGCAAUCAGUGUUCUCUGAGCCGAAAUUUUGGUCAAAGGACUGCGACCCCGCUUUUCAUAUUUCGCCAUCUUGGAUUGCACUUAUGCAAUGGCUACUGGACUCCCUCAGCAAUCGACCAAAUGCUUCUUCUUCUCACCAGUGGUCGCUCACCUCUCCAUCCGAUUUUCAACUGGUUCUCGCCGAUAUCAAUGCUUGCCGGGAUAUGUCACAUGCCGCGCAUGAUUGGAAAGAUAUAGAACGUCGACUAUUGACAUGGCAAUCCCAGCCAGCAGAGUAUGAGUUUACCAAACCAUGGAUGAAGAUGGCCUGGUACGCAGUACAAGAGAGCUGGCGACUUGCACUAUUGAUCUAUCUGUACAUGGCUGUAUGCGGCACCCCUUCCCAUGACCCGCGCAUACAAUCAUAUGUCCACCAGUUACUUCAAGUUGUUGGGACAAUCAAGAAACAGGAUUCUUCCAACGCAAGGUUGUCCCUAUUUGUUCAGUACCUGAUGAUUGGAAUAUGUGCACGCAGUGAAGAUCAUCGCAAGAUAGUGCGGGAAAAGCUGUCGACAUGCAAUAAUAAUAAGAUUUGGAUUCUACGGGCACCUGACUUUAUACCAGUUUUAGAGCACCUGUGGUACGGGGGAACAGCGGAUGACCGCCCCAUUUACUGGAUUGAUUAUGUGCUUUCACGGGAAACGAUGCUUCCCAUUGAAUUAUAA